UCAUCGACAUGGCCUGCAAGCUGAUCGUCCUCGCCGCCCUCGUGGCUGUGGCCCGCGCCGGCUACCUGGGUGCCCCUGCGGUCUACGCCCCCGGCGCCCCCAUCGCCGCCCGCGCCUACGCCACCCCCGUGGCGUACGCCGCCCCCGCCGUGAGAGCCGCCCCCGUCGCCGUCGCCGCCCCCGCCGCUGUGGCCGCCGCCGAGUACGACCCCCACCCCCAGUACAACUACGCUUACAGCGUGCAGGACGCCCUCACCGGUGACUCCAAGAACCAGCAAGAGAUCCGCGACGGUGACGUCGUCCAGGGCAGCUACAGCCUGGUCGAGCCCGACGGCUCCAUCCGCACCGUCGACUACACCGCCGACCCCGUCAACGGCUUCAACGCCGUCGUGCACAGGGAGGCCGCUGCCCAUCCCGCCCCCGUCGUCGCCAAGGUGGCCGCCCCCGUCGCCUACGCCGCCCCCGCCGCUCCUCUGGCUGCCCGCGCCUACGCCGCCCCCGUGGCGUACGCUGCCCCCGCACUCCGUGCUGCCCCUGUGGCGUACGCCGCCCCUGCGCUGCGUGCCGCCCCCCUGGCCGUCGCCCCCGCCGUGAGGGCCGCCCCCGUCGCCGUCGCUGCCCCCGCCGCAGUGGCCGCCGAGUACGACCCCAACCCCCAGUACAGCUACGCCUACAACGUGCAGGACGCCCUCACCGGUGACUCCAAGGCUCAACAGGAGACCCGCAACGGAGACGUCGUCCAGGGCAGCUACAGCCUGGUCGAGCCCGACGGUUCCAUCCGCACCGUCGACUACACCGCCGACCCCGUCAACGGCUUCAACGCCGUCGUGCACAAGGAGGCCGGAGCUCAUCCCGCCCCCGUCGUCGCCAAGGUCGCCGCCCCCGUCGCGUACGCCGCCCCCGCCAUCGCUAAGGUCGCUGCUCCCCUUGCCUACGCCGCCCCCGCCUACGGCAAGGCUAUCCUGGGUUAAGUUACGUGAGUAACUUCGCAGGCAAACGAUACUGAAAGAAUGAUGCGUGCAAAUUCUUGUAUUUAUUGUGUGUAAAUGUGUUCUGAUCAGUAUUUUAUACGCAACAAAUAAAAACUGUUGACACAAUA
Messenger RNA from Schistocerca nitens (vagrant locust), 1099 nucleotides. Its product is annotated as cuticle protein 21-like. The transcript is spliced from 3 exons. Bases 9 to 971 code for a protein of 320 amino acids. NCBI's taxonomy places the organism in Eukaryota, Metazoa, Arthropoda, Insecta, Orthoptera, Acrididae. The record is from RefSeq and is a predicted model, not a curated record. Gene Ontology annotation, cellular component: extracellular matrix.